This is a messenger RNA of Pseudophryne corroboree (corroboree frog), 1939 nucleotides long. RefSeq names its product estrogen-related receptor gamma-like. Gene Ontology annotation, cellular component: chromatin; nucleus. The coding region runs from base 1 to 1377 and encodes 458 amino acids. Gene Ontology annotation, molecular function: estrogen response element binding; zinc ion binding; nuclear receptor activity. NCBI's taxonomy places the organism in Eukaryota, Metazoa, Chordata, Amphibia, Anura, Myobatrachidae. Gene Ontology annotation, biological process: nuclear receptor-mediated steroid hormone signaling pathway; regulation of transcription by RNA polymerase II. The record is from RefSeq and is a predicted model, not a curated record. The transcript is spliced from 8 exons.
AUGACUGAGAGGAGAGGGGGUCUCUGUGAAGAUGUAGAUGUUACAGAGAACAGUCAGGGUGCAUGGACCUUGGUGAAGAGCUCAAAAGGGUUUCUGUGUGGGAUAUCGCACAAUCUGAACCUUCAGGUCAAAUCAGAGCCAACCAGUCCCAGGUUACAGAUGGACACAGGAGGGUAUUUUAGCCCUGGAGGAAUGUCUGACACCAGCAGUAGUUACGGCCUAUCUGUUGGGGGACAGUCUCAGGGUUUGGACUCUCCUACUGCAUUACUUACAUAUUCUGAUAACGGGGAGAAGCUGUUUGCAGACAGUCCGCCAUCGCUCGGAGAUGACCCCACCAUGCAGUGUGUUCUACGGUCUGUCCCCAAGCGACUAUGUCUGGUAUGUGGGGACACAGCAUCGGGGUAUCAUUAUGGAGUUGCAUCUUGUGAGGCUUGUAAAGCAUUUUUUAAACGGACAAUACAAGGUAGCAUUGAGUACAGCUGUCCUGUGGUGAAUGACUGUGAAAUCACUAAAAGGCGGAGGAAGUCUUGCCAAGCCUGUCGCUUCCACAAGUGCCUGAAAGUUGGGAUGAUGAAGGAAGGCGUGAGGCUGGAUCGGGUGCGAGGCGGAAGACAGAAGUAUAGACGUCCAGUGGAGGUCGAGACUCCGGAUCCCUGCUCUUAUCUCACUCUCCAUCAUACAUUUCCCGGAAAGAAGACAACAAACAAAGUGGUGUCGCAUCUGAUUUUGGUUGAGCCCGGAGAGGUAUUUGCAAGCCCUGAACUUGAUCUUCCAGAGAGCAGCCUACACACACUGACCACUCUCUGUGAGCUCAUGAACCGCGAGCUGCUCGUCACCAUUGGCUGGGCCAAGCACGUCCCAGGUUUCUCCGUCCUGUCACUGGUGGACCAGAUGGCCCUUCUGCAAAGCGCAUGGAUGGAAGUCUUGGUCCUGGGCAUCGUCUAUCGCUCUUUACAGAUGAACGAUGAGCUGGCAGUGGCAGAAAACUUCCUUUUGGGCAGGGAACAGUGCCGCAGCUCUGGCCUCCUGAACCUUCAUUCUGUCCUCCUACAGCUGGUCAGGAAAUAUCGAAAGACAAAGUUGGACAAGGAGGAAUUUGUCACUCUGAAAGCAAUGGCUCUCGCCAACUCAGAUGCCAGCAACAUUGAGAAUGCUGAGGCUAUUCUGAGCCUACAAGAUCGUCUUCACGAGGGCCUGCAGGACUAUGAGAGGGAGCACCACACUGAGGACCCUCACCGAUCCGGAAAACUUCUCAUGACCUUGCCCCUUCUCCGCCAGACCGCAAACGAAGCUGUCCGCACCUUCUGCCAGAUUCGGAUGGAAGGGAGAAUCCCAAUGCACAAACUCUUCCUGGAAAUGCUGGAGGCCAAGAUGUGACUGUUCUGCUACCACCAGGAAGUAGCCACAUUGGAUUGAGCCAUGAACCCCGGAUGAAUGGACUUCCCACAGCAGCUUUAUUUAAACUAUGGCGGAAAAAAAAAAAAAAUCAGACAGAUUCCACUCAGUAUUUGCAAACUCUGGGUAGACUUAAACGGCCAAUUGGGUUCUAACUGUAGUCAGUCUGUACAUUUGACUGGCUGUCCCUUUGGAGGACUUGAUGUUGGGCUGAAGGACAGAUUAUCACACACAUUUCCUAUCUACUGUAUAUAGAAUUGAGGUGUAGGGUAUAAACACUAGCACUGUCAGUCUUCAGAAAACGGACCUUGUCUUAAGACGUAUGGAUUUCAGGUGGUACCACAGAAAUAUAACAUUCAUGAAAACUGCCAUCGUUUUGUGUCUGCACCUAUAGAUAUUGCUCAUUGUUUGUGAAAGCAUUAACAAAUGCCGAACAUCAUAUAUAUAGAAUUAUACAUUUAGCUCUACGGUCCUACACAGAAAGAGCUUGCAACCCCACCUGACAACCAAACUUCCCAGGGUAUGAUGUCUCUCGCAUGGUGGC